Messenger RNA from Peromyscus maniculatus bairdii (prairie deer mouse), 1629 nucleotides. NCBI's taxonomy places the organism in Eukaryota, Metazoa, Chordata, Mammalia, Rodentia, Cricetidae. The record is from RefSeq and is a predicted model, not a curated record.
AUAAAGAAAACAAUAAUUACUUCUCAGUUUUAAAACAAGCCACAUACAAUUAAUUGAUUCUAAGCCUCAAGAGCAAAAUCAAGCUUGACUGAAUGUCUUUGUAAAUGGAUCGUUAGUUAAAACUUUACAGAUAUGCACAAGGACAGAGUUGCAGAUGUCUAACCAAGGUUAUUAACACAAAGCAUCACAAGGUUCUAUGCCAAUUCUUCCCUUGCUAAAAGUCUGGGUGAUAAAGACCUGACUCCCUGUGCAGUUCUCUCAGCAGUUUGUCUCACCAGGCAUUGUGCUCCCAGUCUCAGGUCACAGUCUUACAGCAGGAACCUUGAAAUCAGGUGUUGCCAUGGUUACUCAUCCCCCUCAGAUGUGGCCUUUCCCCAAGAGGGAAAGCCUCAGAGAGCCACUUCCCACAACAAUAAAAAUGCCACAUAUGCCAUUACAUAUAUCUCUGAUAAGAUCAGACACUAUGUAAUUUGGGUUGGCUAUAGUGGAGACAACAUUUUCCUUACCUUAUCUGGGCCAUGCAGACAGGUGGAUCCAGCAAGUACCUGGCCACAGGUCCUGAGAUUGCCCCUACUGUGAAAACUGGAGAGAAAAUGGGCUUUGUACUGGAUGCCAAGACUUCUGGGAAGGGGAAAGUGGCCUGCAUGAUUCUGAAUGUCACAGAGGCUGAGGCUGAUGUCAUCGAAAAUGAAGAUGGCACCUAUGACAUUUUCUACACUGCUGCCAAGCCAGGCACCUAUGGGAUCCACGUGCUCUUCUGUGGUGUUGAUAUUCCCAACAGCUUUUACACAGUCAUGGCCACUGAUAGAGAAGUCAUAGCCAUGGAGCAGGCCCAGGUAAAUGCAUGUCCUUUAGGUGCUAUGACUGAAGAGGCCUAUGUUCCAGUAAGGCAUGGCCUAGGCUUUAAUCCCUUUGAAUGCGUGAUUUCUAUAGGGAAAGGGGGCUGGCUAAAGAAACCCACCCUGACCCCGGUGCCCAGAACUAGGGCAAGACGACUCAGAUAAGGCCAGUGGAAGAAACACAGUUUGGCUCAAAUCAGAGCCAUCUCUGCCCCUGGCCAACUGACUUGUGAAUCCAACCAAUCACAAAGCAGGACAGUAGAAUCCUGGCCCGAGGGCCCAGGGCCAGGGAAAGAAACACAGACUGCAUUUGGGACCUGAGAUAGAAAACACUUUAUCCCCAAAUCCAGAACCAAGGAAACAUGCCUUGACUCUGAAACUAGUGCCAAAAUAAUACUCUUGGUCUCUAGAAUCAGAGUCAGUGAAAGAAAUGUGCCCUGACCUUAGAGGUAGUGUCAAAAAGCCAAGAAAGGCCAGUGAAAGAAACACAGUUUGGCCCUGAAAUCAGGGUCAUCUCUGCCCUUAGCCCACAAACCUGGCCAAUCCCUGGGCAGAAAAAACUAACCAAUCAUGGGUUGACUCCACCCCUAGGACAUCCUAUAUAAACCACCCUGCCUGCUCAGUUGUGAGCUCUUCUCUCAACCCUGGUAGAGGCAGCUUGUGGGCGCCUUGGGCCCUGGCCCCUGACUGUGAGUGGCUGCCGCCUUGCUUGCUGACCUUUACCAGAUGUCCUCCCUAUUCAGAUUCCCUGCCAGUCUCCUUCUCACCUAAGGAUCACUGGAGAGCUUAC